AUGGCAGCACACAUCAAGAUCCAACCGGAUAUCGACUCUCUAAAGCAAUUGCAGAAGGAAAAUGACGAUAGUUCCAUUAACAUGUACCCUGUGUAUGCAUACUUGCCAUCAUUGGACUUGACUCCUCAUGUGGCGUAUCUGAAGUUGGCGCUAUUGAACGAUCCCGACAGAAAGGAAUCUUUUUUGCUGGAAAGCGCAAAGACUAAUAAUGAAUUGGAUCGUUAUUCAUUCAUUGGCAUUUCACCACGUAAAAUCAUCAAGACCGGCCCCACUGAAGGCAUCGAAACCGAUCCUUUGGAUAUCUUGGAAAAAGAAAUUUCUCCAUUCAGAGUGGCGGAAAAUGUUCCUGGUCUGCCCAAGCUGAGUGGUGGUGCCAUUGGUUAUAUUUCUUAUGAUUGUGUUCGUUAUUUCGAGCCAAAAACCAGUAGACCCUUAAAGGACGUUUUGAAACUGCCCGAGUCAUACUUAAUGCUAUGUGAUACCAUUAUUGCCUUUGACAACGUUUUCCAAAGAUUUCAAAUCAUCCAUAACAUUAAUACUAAUGAAACUUCGUUGGAAGAAGGUUAUGAAAUCGCAGUGCAAAUAAUCACUGAUAUCGUAUCCAAAUUAACUGACGAUUCUUCUCCAAUCCCAUAUCCAGAGCAGCCAGCAAUUAAAUUGAACCAAACUUUCGAGUCAAACGUGGGUGAGGAAGGUUAUGAAAGCCAUGUCUCCAUUUUGAAAAGUCAUAUCAAAAAGGGUGAUAUCAUUCAGGGUGUCCCAUCUCAAAGAGUGGCAAGACCUACUUCGUUGCAUCCUUUCAAUAUUUACAGACAUUUGCGCACUGUGAACCCAUCUCCCUACUUGUUCUAUAUUGAUUGUUUAGACUUCCAGAUCAUUGGCGCUUCUCCAGAACUGCUUUGUAAAUCAGAUGCCAAAAGCAAAGUCAUUACGCAUCCAAUCGCAGGCACUGUUAAACGUGGUGCUACUACAGAAGAAGACGACGCUUUGGCAGACCAGUUACGUGGCUCACUAAAGGACCGUGCUGAACACGUCAUGUUGGUUGAUUUGGCGAGAAACGACAUUAACAGAGUUUGUGAUCCGUUAACGACAAGCGUGGACAAAUUAUUAACCGUUCAAAGGUUUUCUCAUGUUCAACAUUUGGUUUCUCAAGUCAGUGGUACUUUGCGUCCGGAAAAGACAAGAUUCGAUGCAUUCAGAUCGAUUUUCCCAGCCGGCACAGUCAGUGGUGCUCCAAAGGUUAGAGCUAUGGAAUUGAUUGCAGAAUUAGAAGGCGAAAGACGUGGUGUUUACGCGGGUGCUGUAGGCCACUGGUCGUAUGAUGGUAAAACAAUGGACAAUUGUAUUGCCCUAAGGACUAUGGUCUAUAAGGAUGGCAUUGCCUACUUGCAAGCGGGCGGUGGUAUCGUUUACGAUUCCGAUGAGUACGACGAAUACGUAGAAACUAUGAACAAGAUGAUGGCUAACCACAGCACUAUUGUUCAAGCAGAAGAAUUGUGGGCUGAUAUUGUGGGAUCUGUUUGA
This is a messenger RNA of Saccharomyces kudriavzevii IFO 1802, 1524 nucleotides long. RefSeq names its product anthranilate synthase TRP2 (gene TRP2). Gene Ontology annotation, molecular function: anthranilate synthase activity. The record is from RefSeq and is a predicted model, not a curated record. The coding region runs from base 1 to 1524 and encodes 507 amino acids. The transcript has a single exon. Lineage: Eukaryota; Fungi; Ascomycota; Saccharomycetes; Saccharomycetales; Saccharomycetaceae. Gene Ontology annotation, biological process: L-tryptophan biosynthetic process.